UCUAAGGGAAAGAAAAUGUUUGGUAGGGUGGAGAUGUUGAAGCUAAAGUCAAUAGUAGGAUUAGCAAAGGUGGGAGGAAUAGUGUUUUGUAUGGGCGGUUUGUUGGUUUUGGUGUUCUACAAAGGCCCUCAACUCACAUUCUUUAACAAUCACCACCUUUUUUCUAUACAAAAACAUCAUCAAAAUCCACUUCAUGUUGCUUCAACCCAAACUUGGAUUAAGGGUUGCUUCCUAAUGAUGGCUUCAAAUACCUUGUGGGCUUUAUCACUUGUUCUUCAGGCAUUUGUACUGAAAUGUUAUCCUUCGACACUUCUAUUCACUAGUCUUCAAUGCCUUGUUAGCUCGUUUCAAUCGUUCGUUAUUGCCAUUGCUUUGGAGAGAAACCUUGACGAAUGGAAAUUGUCUUGGAAUCUUAGACUUCUUUCGGUCGCAUAUUGUGGAAUAGUGGCAACUGGGGUUACAUAUUCUCUUCAAACAUGGGUCAUUAAGAAGAAAGGACCAGUUUUUUUAGCCAUGUCAACGCCAAUUAUUCUGGUCAUUACAACUAUUUCUUCUGCCGUUCUUCUUGGCGAGAGUAUCAGCCUUGGAAGUGGUAUAGGAGGGCUCUUAUUGAUCGCAGGUCUGUACAGUGUGCUAUGGGGAAAGAGCAAAGAGCUGAAACUCAAUUUAGGGCUAAAAGAAAUAGACAGAGAAUGCAGUUUGCCAGUGAAAGGAAGCGACACAACUAAAUCAUGA
Molecule: messenger RNA, 735 nt
Organism: Cucurbita maxima (winter squash)
Lineage: Eukaryota; Viridiplantae; Streptophyta; Magnoliopsida; Cucurbitales; Cucurbitaceae
Product: WAT1-related protein At5g64700-like
Exons: 4
Coding region: 16-735 (239 amino acids)
Cellular component (GO): plasma membrane
Molecular function (GO): transmembrane transporter activity
Source: RefSeq, a predicted model, not a curated record